Molecule: messenger RNA, 3232 nt
Organism: Solea senegalensis (Senegalese sole)
Lineage: Eukaryota; Metazoa; Chordata; Actinopteri; Pleuronectiformes; Soleidae
Product: TOX high mobility group box family member 3-like
Exons: 6
Coding region: 388-2145 (585 amino acids)
Biological process (GO): regulation of transcription by RNA polymerase II
Cellular component (GO): nucleus
Molecular function (GO): chromatin DNA binding
Source: RefSeq, a predicted model, not a curated record
CUGAGUGUAGCUUAAUGCAACACACAGAUGACAAGACCCAAGUCGAUGAACAUUCUGAAUAAGUGUGACCAAAAGCUUUAUUUCCAAAGGCAGAAGGAUUAAACUGUUUGAUGAGCAGAUUUAAGGGUGCAGGCAUAGGCUACAAAAAGGAACACUUCUGGCCAAGUAUCAUAAUCUUUAAACCCGUCUCUGUAUCCUUUCUCUCCCAUGAUUGCUGUUUGAUAUUUUUGCUUUAGACAUCGUCUUCCACACUCCCCCCCUUCCCUCAAAGUGGACUGUAAUAGGUUUAGUAAAUGUUACAUCUUAGUGCACUUCCAGACAGUGUAUUACCACGGCACUAAAAUACUCCCUCUCUUAAACUAAGUUGCCUGAUUUAAUUCCUCCGGCAUGUUAGAUAAUGCCUGCCUCGGUGAAUGCUUUGUGUUUGUGGAUAUCAUGACUUUCCGUUUGCUUCCUUCUCUUCAGACCUUUCAUACGCCAAGUUUGGGUGAUGAGGAGUUUGAGAUUCCUCCAAUUACACCUCCGCCAGAGAUGGAGUCUGGUCUGGGUCUAUCGGAAGUGGACUCACCUUUCCCAGCAAUGCCAGAACCCCCAGGUCCACACAGGGGUCCGUUAAUCCCUCAGUUCCCCCCUCAGAGCCUGGAUCUGCCAUCCAUUACCAUCUCACGCAACAUGAUGGAUCAGGAAGGGAUGACUGUCAACAAUGGGCAACCUGUGAACGUGGGGUCGGGCCACCUUCGCCAGUACCCGCCCAACCCAGCCAUGGUGAUGAAGUCCAUCAUCAGCAUGAACAGCACCAAUGGGAUGAUAGCACGCAAUCAGCUGACCACUAUCAACCAAUCCCAGCUCAACACACAGAACCUAAACAUGGCAGGACCCAACAUCACCCAUACCUCCCCGUCUCCACCGGCCAGCAAGUCUGCCACACCAUCACCCUCCAGCUCCAUUAAUGAAGAUGACCAGGAUGACGGCAACAGGGUCAUUGGUGAGAAGCGACCAGCUCCCAUAGAUCCCACAAAGAAACCCAAGACUCCUAAGAAGAAGAAGAAGAAGGAUCCCAAUGAGCCUCAGAAGCCAGUGUCCGCUUAUGCCCUGUUCUUCAGAGACACCCAGGCCGCCAUCAAGGGUCAAAAUCCCAACGCCACCUUUGGGGAGGUGUCCAAGAUUGUGGCCUCCAUGUGGGAUGGUCUUGGAGAGGAGCAGAAGCAGGUUUACAAAAGCAAAACAGAAGCUGCCAAGAAAGAAUAUUUAAAAGCCCUCGCCGCAUACCGCGCUAGUCUGGUUUCCAAGGCUGCAGCAGAAUCCGCUGAGGCCCAGACUAUCCGCUCAGUGCAGCAGACCUUGGCCUCCACCAGCCUGUCCCCGGGCCUGGUGCUGUCUUCACCUCUCAACCAGCACCCUUCCAUGUCGCCAGCAUCCCAGGCCCUUCAACGGGCCAUUGCCCCAAAGCCUCUGCAGAUGAGACUAGGAGGCAAUCAGAUUGUGACCUCUGUCACAGUUUCCCACCAGAACAUGUCUGGUGGGAUCCCACCACAGUUGCUUGGCCAGAUGGGUAGUGGAGGUGGGGGCAUGGUGGCAGGUGCCCAGUCCACGGCAGUGUCUCAGAUGAGUCCGCCCAUGCAACCGGUGCAGCAGCAGCAUUCGAUGCAGCAGCUCCAGCAACAGCAGAUGCAGCAGCACCUCCAGCACCAUCAGAUGCAGCAGCAGCAGAUGCAUCACCAGCAGAUCCAGCAACAGAUGCAGCAUCAGCAUUUCCAACACCACCUCCAGCAACAGCUGCAGCAGCAUCACAUGCAGCAGCAGCAGCAGCAACAACAACAACAACAACAACAGCAACAGCAGCAGCAGCAGCAACAACAGCAACAGCAGCAGCAGCAGCAGCAACAACAACAGCAAAUGCAGCUGCAGCAAAUGCAGAUGCACCAUCAGCUGCAUCAGCAGCAGAUUCAACAUCUCCAGCAGCAGCAGCAGCAGCAGCAGCAGCAUCAGUCCCAGUGUUCCCCACCCCAGCACUCUCCUGGUACACCCCAUUCAGUGGCAGGCUCUGUGUCACUGGGCAGCCCCCAGCCUCCCCCACAGCAGCAGCCGCACCCCUCCCAAAUCCAGGCCCAUGCUCAGGUCCUGUCCCAGGUCAGCAUUUACUGAGCCAAAUGGAAAUCCUAUCUCAAAGAACAGGAAUAAAAUAAAAGCAUCAUUCCAUGUUGCUUUUCUAAGUUGCACUUAAGAAGUGUGUAAGAUUUAGAAUGUUAAACAAAGAACUUGUCCAUUGUUAUAGACGGAUAUGCACAUGCAUGUACAGGAGUUAAACAUGUUAGCUGGGGUUUUGUCUAUAAAAUAGGCUGAACUACGACGGUUGCGGCGACCGCCCAGCGAUUGUUUAUUUGUUUUGUGAGGUCUUUUUCAGUUGUCGAUUUGAACUUACUGGGGGCACACGGUGUGUUGGAACAUGUGUGUCUUUUGCUGUUUUAUUUAACAAUAAAUCUUAUUUAUGAGGCCAGAGUUGUCAAUUCACUGCAGCAAAACGAAAUUCUUUUCCUGGGUUUUAGUAGGAUUUGUAUCCGUUGUUUCCUGGACGUAAUGACUCACAGGAUCCUUGCUGGAAACAAGUAACCCACACAUCAGUCUUUGUUCUGACACUGGGCAAAAUCUAACGACACCUUUGUUUACUUCAACCGUUCUCCUUCACCGGGCGUCUCGCAGCUGUUAACCGUUCAGAUGGCAUGGAGGACUCCGUCAAAUCGAGUCGUCGCACGUCGGAGCGCCUGGCGAUAUUUCAACGCGUUCAAACCGCAUCGCAAACAUUGUCGUAAAGAAUAAGGGGAACUGAAAAUAUGGCUGAACAGACUCAGACAAAGACUGCCAUAAAUCAUUUAUGUAAUCACAUCAUCAAACUGUAGCUGUAAUCUGCUGUACAUGUUUUGUAGAGUGGGGAGAGCUGAGACCUCCUUUAUCCAGUAAUCUACCCUCCAGGUGAUUUUGCCCCGAAAGCAUUUAAACCGACACAACCCCCACAUCCACCCCCCCCCCUCGUGAAGAAGUCGUCUUUAAUCUAUUUGUUUUUACUUCAGAUGUUUAACAAUUAAAUUAUGUUUUUAUUUUGUGAAGCAAAAGGGGAUAUUUUAUGGGAAAUGCUCAUUUCUGGAUCAAGGAAGAUGGUUUGGGGAUUGAUGUAUUUUUAUUCUGCUUAUUGAUACCGUCUUUGUUUAAAAGAAGGGGGGGGGGGGGAAAGAAG